CGAGACAUACAGGCUCUACUAGCUGAUCACCGAUCCUGGUUUUAGCUCAGGCGAUCCGAUACUGUAUGAGAAAAAUGGAACCACGCUGGAUUCUAAUGCCUUUCUUUAUACUACAUUUUUGCUGUGUUGGAAUUAGGGCAGCAGAGACAGGCGAACGAUGGAAAAACUACUUAGAUAAGAUCACAGAAGCCACUCGGUCUUACACGCCCUGUAACCCACAGAACUGCAGCUGUCAUCUCAGAGUUCUGGAAAACGAUCUCCGUCCGUUCCAGGAUGGAAUUUCGGAAGAGGUGUUUCGGGAGACUGUGCAUCGGGGUGUGGGGACACACUACCAGGUCAUCGGGAAGAAACUAUACCGUGAGCAGAGCUGCAUGUUCCCAGCAAGGUGUAGCGGUGUGGAGCACUUUAUCCUGCAGGUGAUAGACCGCUUGCCAGACAUGGAGAUGGUGAUUAACGUGCGUGAUUACCCCCAUGUGCGCCACUGGGUGCAUCCAGUCCUGCCUGUCAUGUCCUUCAGUAAGACUCGGGACUACCAUGACAUUAUGUACCCUGCCUGGACAUUUUGGGAAGGUGGACCAGCGGUGUGGCCCAUAUACCCCACUGGAUUGGGUCGCUGGGACCUCAUGAGGGAGGAGUUGGAGAGGUCAUCAGCACAGUGGCCAUGGAAAGACAAGGAAUCAAAGGGCUUCUUCAGGGGAUCAAGGACCAGUCCGGAGCGAGACCCGCUAAUCUUGCUGUCGCGGGAGGACCCUCAGCUGGUGGAUGCAGAGUACACAAAAAACCAGGCCUGGAAGUCAGAGAAGGACACACUGGGCAAACCACCAGCCAAGGAGAUACCCCUGGUGGAUCAUUGCAGAUACAAGUACCUCUUCAACUUCCGUGGGGUAGCUGCCAGCUUCCGCUUCAAGCACCUGUUCCUCUGUGGUUCCUUGGUGCUGCAUGUGGGUGACGAGUGGCUGGAGUUCUUCUAUCCCCAACUUAAGCCCUGGGUCCACUACAUUCCUGUGAAGCAGGACCUCUCUGACGUCCGAGAGCUGCUCCAGUUUGUAAAAGAAAACGAUGAUGUUGCUUAUCAGGUGGCUAAAAGAGGUCAGCAGUUCAUCCAGGACCACCUGGAUAUGGAAGAUGUGUCAUGUUACUGGGAGAAACUUCUCACCGAGUUUGGCCGUCUGCUGAAAUACAAGCCCAGAAGGAACGUAGCCUACGACCAGAUCUCCAGCAAGACCGUCCGGACUGAGCUGUGAGCGUCACACACCCACGGCCGACGGUUGCUCAGAAGGCUCCCAGAUUCAGGUCAAGCAUCUGCAUUUUGGCUGAGGGCCACAUCCAGAGCUUCUUCUCCAAUUGCAAAAGAACUCAAGUUUCAUCUUGAAGAUGGUCGUUGAAUAGCAACUGAAGAACCAAAUAUGUCUUGUGUUCCCUUGUUUUUAUGUUUUGUAAAAGUGUAAGAUUGUACCUGAGAUUAAAUAGUUUUCUUAUAAUGGAUUUAGUGCUUUGGUUCUGCUUUUAAAGUUUAUUUUCUUUUCAUUUUGGAUUAAUUGCCAUCGAAAUGGAUGCUGUAUUCAGACGGAUUUUAUUGCCCCUUUGUGGAUGACAAUAGACUGUUUCAGUAUAUCCAACUGUACUUAACGAACGGCAAAGGACUGGUAGAAAAUGUAACUAUGAUCACAGAUGCAACACUGAGAAUAUGGGGCACUGACCAGUGGUAGUAGAACAAUGAAUGUCACCCAUGGAUUUAACAGUUUGCCAUAUUUGCAAUAUAGUUUUUUUUUUAUUCUGUGUGUCAAUUAUGUUUAUAUUGCAUUGUGGGGUCCAUUUUUCAGGUCCCCACAAAGAUCUGUGAAUUCGAUCAAAAGGUAAAAAUGCCAAAAGUCUUGUAUUUUGUUUGGUUACUUAUGGUUAAAUUUAGAGCUGGAUAGGGGUUAGAAAUGAAUGGAGGGUCCCCACAAAAAUAUAAUUACAAACCUGUGUGUGUGUGCGUGUGUGUGUGUGUGCGCGCGUGUGUGUGUGCGUGUGUGUGCGUGCGUGCGGGCGUGCGUGCGUGUGUGUGUGUGUGUGUGUGUGUGUUAGGGGGAGGGGGGGCGGUAUCCCUGCCUUGUUCCCUGUGCUGCUUCAGCCCCGGACCAGGAUAAGCAUUUUGAAGAUUGAUGCAUUGAUAUGUGUUCACAAUAAAACAUUUUAGUUAAAAA
Molecule: messenger RNA, 2189 nt
Organism: Brienomyrus brachyistius
Lineage: Eukaryota; Metazoa; Chordata; Actinopteri; Osteoglossiformes; Mormyridae
Gene: poglut1
Product: protein O-glucosyltransferase 1
Exons: 11
Coding region: 66-1244 (392 amino acids)
Biological process (GO): positive regulation of Notch signaling pathway; protein O-linked glycosylation
Cellular component (GO): endomembrane system
Molecular function (GO): UDP-glucosyltransferase activity; UDP-xylosyltransferase activity
Source: RefSeq, a predicted model, not a curated record